Penicillium coprophilum is the source of this 1482-nucleotide messenger RNA. RefSeq names its product bromodomain-containing protein. The record is from RefSeq and is a predicted model, not a curated record. Gene Ontology annotation, cellular component: RSC-type complex. Gene Ontology annotation, molecular function: protein binding. Bases 1 to 1482 code for a protein of 493 amino acids. The transcript is spliced from 6 exons. Lineage: Eukaryota; Fungi; Ascomycota; Eurotiomycetes; Eurotiales; Aspergillaceae. Gene Ontology annotation, biological process: chromatin remodeling.
AUGACCUCAAAACGACGAGCCGCUGCCGCAGCUUCCCCAGAUAUGAAGUUUCGUAGAACGAAACGACGAAAGGUUUCCGAUGAUGAUAUCAUUACCGAAGAGUCCAAUCGUGCGUCGUCGCAUCUGGACUCAGAGCCACCAGAGGAGCCAGAUCAAACUCCGGAGUCGCAGGCCGAGUCCGAGGCCGAGGCGGAUUUUGAAGGUGAUAGUCUUCAGACUGCACAGGACAAGAUUAUGUCCGAGCUGACACGGCUCAAAGACUCCGAUGGCGAGGAUGUUUCUUACCCGUUCAUUGGCAAACCAGAUCGGAAUAUCUACCGAGACUAUUAUGAGAUCAUUCAACAUCCCGUGUCCUUACGGAGCAUCCAAAAGAGAGUUCGCGGUACAGACAGCAGGAAGAAUUCAUCCAGGACCACCGCAUAUCCCACCUGGCAGUCAUUUGAAGAAGAGGUCAGCUAUGUAUGGCGAAAUGCUAGAGAGUACAAUGAAGAUGACAGCGAUAUCUCUAUUCUUGCGGGGUUUUUGGAGGAUCACUUCCGCCGACGGGUUGCGGAAGCCAAAAAGCUUGUUCCGGAUCCCCUUCAGGUAGAUGGAACCCCUGAGAUGCCUCGCAUCAAAUUGAAAGUGGGCACACCUGUGCCCCCAGUGGCGCAGAGGUUAACCUUGAAAAUGCCUGGACAGAGCUCCGAUACACUAUCCAAGGACGAUGGACAACCCUCAGAUGUCACAUUCAAGAACGAAUCCCAAGGCCCUAAGCAAGACAAUGCCGGAGCUGGAUUAGCACCCCAAGAAAUCACUAGAUCUCAUCGAGGAUGGUCUCAUGGGGGGCAACUUGACAGUCCCAGGUCUAGCACCACAGCCACACCAUCCGGCUCGGAGCAACAACAGAACGGUUCUAUGAGUGCCCAAGGCCUACCGAGCUCGGCAACAAACACAACCGCCGUGGCCAUGUCCACUUCGCAAAAUCCGCCCAAUGCGUCUUUUGAUGUCUCUUCGGAUGUCACCCGGCAUUCAUCUUCAGCUUCUGCCUUUGCUGACCCCUUGUUAGCCUACCAGCCGCAUCUUAAUCCAUCGCCCAUGGAUUCGCUUCUGAGGCGACCAGGCCAAGAUCCAAAGAUGGCUCUCAUUCGCAACGUUCAGAUAUCUACGCAUCCCUCUUUGUCGUUGCAACACGACUUCUGCUUAGAUAUCCCGCCUUCGUCGCUUGUUUCGCAACAGAAUAUCACAAUCCAUCUCCCUCCAUCGCACAAUGUACUGACAGUCAGGCCUCGUUUAGCGCCCAGUACUUCCCAGCGGCAGGUAAAAAUUGUUGCACUCAUGGGUAUGCAGCGUCUACAUCCAUCUGGCGAUGCCAAUACACUCUCAUAUGAUAUACAUCUGCACCCUGGCAUGACGAAGGUUGACUUGGAAGCUAUUGCUGGGCCGGCAAGAGGAGUCCCGAAAUCUGGCCCCCUGGGUCAGAUGUUGAUUAUGAACGCGUGA